AGCACCGCAGCAGCCUGUGUGUGUUACAGAGAGUAGAAGAGAAUGGCCAGAACUAAGCAGACAGCGCGCAAAUCCACCGGAGGGAAAGCUCCCCGUAAGCAGCUGGCGACCAAAGCGGCCCGCAAGAGCGCUCCGGCCACGGGCGGAGUGAAGAAGCCUCAUCGCUACAGGCCCGGCACGGUGGCUCUGCGGGAGAUCCGCCGCUACCAGAAAUCCACCGAGCUGCUGAUCCGCAAACUGCCCUUCCAGCGCCUGGUGCGAGAGAUCGCUCAGGACUUCAAGACCGACCUCCGCUUCCAGAGCUCGGCGGUGAUGGCCCUGCAGGAGGCCAGCGAGGCUUACCUGGUGGGGCUGUUUGAGGACACCAACCUGUGUGCCAUCCACGCCAAGCGGGUCACCAUCAUGCCCAAAGACAUCCAGCUGGCCCGCCGGAUCCGCGGGGAGCGCGCCUAAACGGAGCCUGGCCGGCCCUGCACAUUCACCCCGAGAGAGAGAGAGAAACAUAACGGCUCUUUUCAGAGCCACUAAACUAUCCAGAGAGCGGGAAACGAUGAAUUACAUUAAUAUUGUAAUUGCAAAACUAGGAAAUAAAUAGGGAAUGAGUUGUAAGCCCUAUUGACAGGGGCAGGCACGUCAUAUCUAAUGAAAUCUCCCGUGCUCGUAGAAUUUAUUAUAGCAGAUUGGAAUAUAAUUUUAGCGUGACGUUGUGGUAGUGGAUUAUAAUUUCCCGCGAAUUCUCUAUCGGUGUUCAUAUAUUUUGU
Molecule: messenger RNA, 761 nt
Organism: Hemiscyllium ocellatum (epaulette shark)
Lineage: Eukaryota; Metazoa; Chordata; Chondrichthyes; Orectolobiformes; Hemiscylliidae
Product: histone H3
Exons: 1
Coding region: 43-453 (136 amino acids)
Cellular component (GO): nucleosome
Molecular function (GO): protein heterodimerization activity; structural constituent of chromatin; DNA binding
Source: RefSeq, a predicted model, not a curated record